CACAGCGGUCAUUUGGAUUACAGCUGGAAUUGCAGCACUCUGUGGGAACAGCUGUUGCACCUCGGGCCACUAAUUCAGCACUCGACGAUAAUGUCAUGAAAACGUUUCUGUUAUUCGUUACAAUGGUCAUCCGAUCUCAUAAUUAGGAUAUUAUACAUGAUGUGAUCUGAUCUGAUAUCUGAUGACAACAGGCAAUAACGAUUAUCCCGUAAACCCUACGGUUUCCAUGGAAUCUGCAUUUUCUCUGAGGGCUUUGAGGGUUUUCUCAGGUCUGAAGGAGAUCAGCGCGUCGACGACACAGCGUCAGUUCCCCACCUGCUCGCUCUCGUCAAGAGUGCGCAAACGGUAUUAAAGUGUCCGAUCGGAAAAACGAUUAGCGAAAGGAAGAAGACGACGACGACAUCUCCGUCACGUGAGACAAACCACAACGUGAACAGAAUGGAAGGACAAGACAGAAGGUUAUGCUAGGUGAUCAUGUAGUCUCUUGGACGAUCAUGAAAGAUUCCAAAACAACUUUAACUACACAUCCCAGAGUGCUCUGCUUCGACAACGACCCUUCCGCUGUAAACAGGAAGUUGAGCUUCUACGACGGAAAUAUGAAGCGGGUGACUCGUCGGGUUUGCGAUGACGGCCCGGUUCCGGAGGAGCAGGAGACGGAGGGACAGAGGCAGCUGCACAACCUGCUGCUCCAACAGCUCGAUACAGACGUCGACAUCGACCGCUGUGUAGCCAAGAAGAAAUGCUUCGCCCCGGCUGCGCUGUACAAGCCGUUCGGCGAGCAGGCGGCAGGGGUGCGCAGUCUGGCCCAGUUCCAGGCGCUGCAGGACGGAGAGAAGGAACUGGCCGACCUCAGAGAGCUGGGCCUCACUGACUCCGAGAUCGAGCUGUGGAGGAACAGAGAUGUGCAAGGCGGCGGCGGGAAGAAUCGUGGAGUGAGCGUCGCUCCUGAAGCACGGGACGAGCGCCUGCAGGUCAUUUGGGACAAGAUGGCGGCGAGGGCGGAGUUAUUGUCCCGUCCGCAGCGCUUCUCGGGCAGCCGGGCCCUCACACGGAGAGAGAUGGAGAUCGAGAAGGCUCUGUUCCACGGCAGUGACCGCUCCAGCUUCCUUACUGCCCUCUACCAUCAAGAGCGAGAUUCACAGAAUGACCAGCAGGAGGCGAACUUUUCGAACCCAAUGGAUUCAUUAUACAGAGAGUUUCUCAAAGAUCAACAGAGAGACUCUGAGAGCGUCACACACUCAUCCCAGACAGAUCCUGAUCACAGCCAAGCACCACGUCCGGAUCCGGACUCUGAUCGGUCGCAUGCUCUCGAUGACUGUAACGGCCAAUCGUCGAAAAGCAACCAAUCCACUCCAACUGUCGGUGCGACGCAGUCUCCGCGUCCAGAAUCAUCAUCAUCAUCGUCAUCGUCAUCAUCUGUUCCACAGAAACUGACGGUUAACCAACCCAUCGGACGCGUGACCUCUCGUCAGGGCCGGAGCAGCCCGGUGACCGUCAGCGGUAAAGUAGAGGAGAUUUCAGAUGAGGAGAUCAGGAAUAAUCGGGAGACGGAGGAUGGCAUAAGGAGAAUUUCGCGCUUUCAGGACUAUCAGCGUGGAGAGCCAUCGAAUGUGCUGUGUGUGAAGAACAUGAGUCCUCGGGCCUCUCUGGCCCAGCUGGUGGCGCUGUUCUCCCGCUUUCAGAAGGACGACACAAAUCCAAUCGUGUAUCGCCUCCUGACGGGAAGACUGAAGGGCCAAGCGUUCAUCACGCUCUCUGAUAUCGAGACUGCACAAGCAGCGUUGGACACGGUGAAUGGGUACAGGUUGCAGGACAAGCCUCUAGUCAUCGAGUUUGCCCGAGAGAGGAGACGCGCAAAGCCCGAGGACAACUCUUCAGAAAUUCACAGCACGACUACAGCGCAAGAGGAUGUGAAGAACUGCUCGUCGUAGUGAAAUGAUGUGCCUGUAAUUACAAAGUACUUUAAAUAGUAUUUACGUGAAGAAUAAAACACAACCGGGUGUGCUGUUAUGAGGAUAA
Ictalurus furcatus (blue catfish) is the source of this 2019-nucleotide messenger RNA. It is a transcript of the gene rbm41, whose product is annotated as RNA binding motif protein 41. The record is from RefSeq and is a predicted model, not a curated record. Gene Ontology annotation, biological process: mRNA splicing, via spliceosome. Bases 462 to 1931 code for a protein of 489 amino acids. Gene Ontology annotation, cellular component: U12-type spliceosomal complex. Gene Ontology annotation, molecular function: pre-mRNA intronic binding; U12 snRNA binding. Lineage: Eukaryota; Metazoa; Chordata; Actinopteri; Siluriformes; Ictaluridae. The transcript is spliced from 8 exons.